Messenger RNA from Daktulosphaira vitifoliae (grape phylloxera), 2297 nucleotides. RefSeq lists its product as uncharacterized. The coding region runs from base 55 to 1569 and encodes 504 amino acids. The record is from RefSeq and is a predicted model, not a curated record. Lineage: Eukaryota; Metazoa; Arthropoda; Insecta; Hemiptera; Phylloxeridae. The transcript has 2 exons.
UAUUUAUGUAGAGUAUUUAAAAAAUAUAUAUAUUUUAAAAUCCAACUAUUAAAAAUGAUUUUUAAAAAAUAUAAUCUGUUCCUUAUUUUGUUAUGUGUCGUGAUUACAAAAAUAUGUCAUGGAAUAUUAUUCGGAAGGUUAAUUGAUAAACCAUUAGAAACUGCUUUAAAAUUAGACACUGGAUUCGAUUAUCCUAGUUAUGAUGAGCUAUGUAAUUUGUCAAAUUCAGAAUUCAAAAAAAAAAUUUUGAAAGGAGAUCGAUAUCUAGAAAAUAUUGUAUUAACGAAAAAAACUGUCAUCAUGUUGUUGGACCUUUUUUGUGGUAAUAUGUACAAUUUUCUUCAAUAUAUGAAACUAUUUUCAUUUUUUAUUGAAAAUUCACUUGGACAAACUUAUGAUAUAAAAACAAUUAUUUUAAAUGAAUCGAUUACAAAACAAUUUUUAGUCACACUUAUAGAAUAUGAUAUUAACGAUAAACUAACCAUUUUUUGGAUGAUACAUUUAUAUACUUAUUACAUUCAAUUGUUUGGUAAUGAAAUAUAUCGAUAUAACAAGAAUAUUAAACAUACUCACGAUAUUUUUUACAAAGUAUUAAAACGUGUAAGUACAGAAUUAUGUCGAAAAAAAAAUAAAUAUGAAGUAAAUAAUUUUCCUUUGAAUACUGCGGAAAAUUAUUCAACUCUCACGAAUCUUAUAGAUGUUAUGAAUCAAAGAAAAGAAAAUAAUAAAAAUGUAUUAAAACAUACAGAAGAACAAGAAAAUUCGUUUUCACUCAGAAGUAUUUACCUGCGUGACAUAAUUGAUAAGAAAGAAUUAUUGAGAACUAUUAUAAUGGAUUUUGGUGCCCAGAGUGAAAAUAAUUUCGAAGCUAUUUACAGUGAAAUAUAUGAGGAAUAUACAAAGGCAAGGAAUUAUUUUUGGUUUGAUAUAUGGAUAAAACAAAUUGGAAUUUACCAACAAAAAAUUUUGAACGUUUUUAAAACCGUUUUAAUGCAUUUAGUCAGAAAAUGUUUGAUAUAUAGUUCAUUAAUGUUAAAUAAAAAAAAUACAAAGAGUGGUUUAAAACGAAUGUAUUCUAUAGUUGAGAAUUUUGUUGAGUGUUUCGAUAGCCAAGAAGUUCAAGAUGUUCAAAAAGUAUUCAAGUCUUUUAACGAAUUACCGAUAUUCACUGAAAAUUUUAAUCUAUAUUUUAUUGUCAUUAUUUCCAUAAUCGAAAGCAUAAUUAACAAAAUAAAACCGAACUCUUUUAAUCUUAUUUUAAAUAAUUUAAUUAGUGUUCCAGGCUACAAAUCGAAUAUCAAUGUAAGAACUAAAAAAUAUAUUUCUGAUACUAUAUUAAGUGUUGAUGCUAUCAAUACUAUUGAACAUUUAGAAAUAUUCACAGAUUCGAAUGACAUGAAUAUGAGUUUAGUAAGAAUAUAUUUAUUUAUGGAAUUAUUCAAUAAAUCAUUCCAAAAUGUUAACUUAAAAAGCAUUUUAUCAUAUUUAACAUUUAUUAAAAUAUUCGAAUUAUUCAGCGACCGUAGAGAUAAUAACAGUGUAAAUGAAAUAAGAUUAUUAGAAUUAUGAAAAAUAUUUUUUUUUAUACAGUUAAAGCAAAAUAAAUAAAUGUAAAAUUAUGUUAUAAUAAAUGAGAAACUUGCUAGAUAUAUUAAAAUUUUUAUAUAUUUAUUUAAAAGAAAUCAUGUGAGAUUAUUAGAACUAUAAAAAAUAUUUUGUUUAAGAAGGUAUAGCAAAUUUUAAACAGUUAUUUUCAAAUAUCUCAUUUUAUUUUAAUACAAUUUUAAUAUUAUAUUAUUACAUAUAAUAUUAACAUAUAAUAUGAUGUUAUCAUAUGUACAUGUAUGUCACAUAUCAUGAUUAUACAAGAUCACCAAAACAGGAUUCUCUUAUUUAAAAUACAAAAUAACCCUUUAAUUAUACGAUAAAAUCUCCCUCUUGUAGAAAUUAUUAAGUAACACCUACACGCUGGGACCCUAUUUUAAUUAACCAAUUAGAAUACAAAGCCUCAACUUCCAGGAUCACGGUAGAGAUCGCUGGGCUACCCCCUUCAGACUAUAAAUAGCCAUUUUUCCCCAUCUAAACCAGUUCUUUUAACGAUUUUAAAAUACACAAAAUCUACGACGUUUUACUCAAGAUUUCACUCUCCGGGACUUAGUCGAUUUUUUAAUUAAUUUGGACUUAGAAUAUUUUUCAUUUUAAAACUAAAUGACACUUAGAAAUUUUAAAGUGAAUUUUGUUUUGGUGAAUCAUUUAAUUUAAUUUGUUCAAUCAUUAAUAAUAUUUUAUUUUUCUUG